CUUGGCCGCUUCCCUCCCUCCCUCCCUCCUCCGAGGCUUGCCUUCAAGUCCUGCGCCUCCUGCCCUCGCCUUCCUUUCGCUUCCCUUCCUUGGCGGCUGGAGGAGCUGCGCUGCGUCCCAAGCGAGGGACAGAUUGUUGGGAGACAUCUGGUGCCCCCUGAAACUGGCCAGGAUGCUGAGGAAAACCCUGCGCAGCUUUGGGAAGAAGCUGAUCCGCCAGCGCACGGUGGACCUGGGCUUGCAGGAGACUAAGUUGGCCCGCUGCCUCUCCACUUUGGACCUGAUCGCUCUCGGCGUGGGCAGCACUCUGGGGGCCGGAGUCUACGUCUUGUCGGGAGAAGUGGCCAAAGACCAAGCCGGCCCUGCCAUUGUGAUCUGUUUCUUCAUCGCCGCUGUCUCUUCGGUCUUGGCUGGCUUGUGUUACGCCGAGUUCGGAGCCCGAGUCCCCAAGGCUGGCUCGGCUUAUCUGUACAGCUACGUGACCGUCGGGGAGAUCUGGGCUUUCACCACGGGAUGGAACCUCAUCCUUUCCUAUAUGAUAGGGACAGCAAGUGUGGCUCGCGCCUGGAGCUCCACUUUUGACCACAUCAUUGGAGGCCACAUCUCCAGGUUCUUCCAGAACCACACCUCCCUGCAUCUGGAAAAUGUCUUGGCUGAAUAUCCUGACUUCUUUUCCCUCUUCCUGGUUUUGCUGCUUACAGGGUUGUUGUCGUUUGGCGUCAGCGAAUCUGCCCUGGUGAACAAAAUCUUUACCGCCAUCAAUUUGCUGGUCCUCAGUUUUGUCAUCGUGGCCGGCUUCGUGAAGGGAGACGUCAACAACUGGAACUUGUCUAAGAACGAUUUUCAGAACAGCUCUCAUAAAUUCUUGGAGCAUGGGAACAGACCUGGACUCUUUGGGAAUGGCGGCUUUGUGCCCUUCGGCUUUCAGGGGAUUCUCUCAGGCGCUGCCACAUGCUUCUAUGCCUUUGUGGGAUUUGACUGCAUUGCAACAACAGGUGAAGAAGCCCGUAACCCUCAGCGGUCCAUCCCCAUUGGCAUCAUUGUCUCCCUACUCAUCUGCUUUGUGGCCUAUUUUGGAGUCUCGGCUUCCUUGACGCUGAUGGUGCCCUAUUUCCUGGUGAACAAGGAGAGUCCUCUGCCUGAUGCCUUCAAGUCAGUGGGGUGGGAGCCGGCCCGCUAUGUGGUGGCCAUUGGCUCGCUCUGUGCCCUUUCCACCAGCUUGCUGGGCUCCAUGUUCCCCAUGCCGCGCGUGAUCUACGCCAUGGCCGAGGAUGGGCUUCUCUUCCGGUUUCUGUUCCGGGUGCACAGCCGGACCAAGACUCCUUUGGUGGCCACUGUGGUGUCAGGAAUCAUUGCUGCCCUGAUGGCUUUCCUCUUUGAGCUGAAGGACCUGGUUAACCUCAUGUCGAUUGGCACUCUCUUGGCAUAUUCCUUGGUGGCUGUUUGUGUCCUCAUCCUCAGGUACCAGCCUGAGCUGUUUACCAACUCCAGAGACCUGGAGAUGUUGGAGGUGAACGGAAGCGAAGAAGAAAAGGUGAUCAUCAAUCGUGCGGCCACAGAGAGCCAAAUUGUGUUGAAGGAGAAGUUCAUCUGGAGGAACCUUUUCUGCCCGGAGGCAGACACCCCAACCCGCCUCUCGGGGCGCAUUGUCUAUAUCAGCAGCACCAUCAUUUCUAUCAUGAUCACUGCCUUGUGUGGCAUCCUGGCGCAGAAAGGGGUAGCUCUCAUGGAAGGCGAUGUCGGCUGCAUCAUAGCCUGUGUACUUCUCCUCAGCAUUUCGCUUCUCGGCACCAUUGUCAUCUGGAGGCAGCCACAAAGCAAGACACACCUCAGUUUCAAGGUGCCUGGCUUGCCACUUCUCCCAAUUUUCAGCAUCUUGGUGAAUGUCUAUCUCAUGAUGCAGCUGGACUCAGGCACUUGGAUCCGCUUUGCUGUCUGGAUGGCCAUAGGCUUUGCCAUCUAUUUUGGCUACGGGAUCCAGCACAGUGUGGAAGGACAGGUUGCCCGGCAGUCCACCAGCACCAAACCUCUGAAUAUCACUAGUUCUGACCAGAGUCAGGAUACAGCGAUAUGAGGAAGAAGACAAUCUUUCCCUACCCUCAUCAUCCACACAGAAUGGAUGCCCUUGAGUUAUUCACCCGCCACCUGCCUCCUCCCUGUGAAAAUGACAGGCAGAUGGCAGAAUCACAGGUAUACGGUCUCUAGUAAACUUGCGAGGGAGGCUACUCAUGCCGACACUGAGCAGGUGGUGGGUUAGACUCAAGGCCCCGACCUUAACCCCGCAGUCAAGGCUCACAAAGUCAAUGCAGGGUAUAACCCAGUCCCCCAGGCCUUGCUGGAGGGAAGCCAACAUCAGCCAGAAAAGCUGCCAAAACACCCCAAUGUCUGUAUUUAUUCUGUUUGGCCUUACUGGCCAGAGGUUGCCUUUCUUGUGUGUAGACAUAUGUGGAAGUGUCAGAUGCCUGUCCAAAAACGGUUCUGAAAACCCUGGGGCUAGAAGCCCUUUUUGUGCUUCUUUUUAAAAGGCAUUGUUUGUAUAUUGUUGUGAUAAUGUUGUGGUUUUUACGAUUAAAACUCCAAAGAACUUUUUAUUUUUAAAGACAGGAAGGAAAGAUUUUGAUAUGUCUGGCUCACUGCCUUCGUCUGUUGGCAGCUUGGUUUCUCACGGAACUCAUCUCUAAUUCAAUCUGGGGAAAUUAUUUUUCAGCAUGAGCUAAUAAUGUCACUGUCUCCAAGAGCUACAGAAUUGUUUCAGGGCUGGGGUAAAACCAACGUUGGUGGUUCAGUCCACUGUGAAGCCGGUGGGACAGUGGCUGGUUAGAGUCCUUGCUGCAGUUCAAUUUAGGGCAGAGCUCUAAAAAUGUCACCUCCCCUGACCGGCCUGUUAAUUUCUGAUACGGUAUUUUUAAAGGAUGCUUUGUGGUGCUUAAAACUGAGGACGUCCAUGCUUGAAAUCGAGCAUUCAGUGGCCUUGAUGUCUUGUCAGUUUU
Molecule: messenger RNA, 2990 nt
Organism: Sceloporus undulatus (fence lizard)
Lineage: Eukaryota; Metazoa; Chordata; Lepidosauria; Squamata; Phrynosomatidae
Gene: SLC7A3
Product: solute carrier family 7 member 3
Exons: 12
Coding region: 173-2074 (633 amino acids)
Biological process (GO): amino acid transport; transmembrane transport
Cellular component (GO): plasma membrane
Molecular function (GO): amino acid transmembrane transporter activity
Source: RefSeq, a predicted model, not a curated record